AUGGCGUUCCUGGAUAACGCGCUGGCGGCCGGGAUCGCCAUUGCGUUUUAUCUGUUGUUCAAACAAACUCCCAAGCCGGACCCGCGAUUCUUCGUUUCGCCGCAAGUACAGGACGGACUUGGUCCGAGGGGUUUAGGGUUGGGCCAUUCCGCUCGCAUAGAAACACGGAACAUCAGACUGAAGCUUGAUCAUACAGCAAACCAUGUCGUCGUUUUCUGGGGCUCGCAGAGUGGCACCGCCGAGCGGCUGGCCAAGGCGCUUGUGCGGGAGUUCAGAGAUCGCUAUGGAAUGCGUGCAAUCGCCGCGGACCUUGAUGAUUUCGACUAUGAACACCUUGAAUCGCUGUCCGCAAAGCAUUAUGUUGGGUUUGUCGUCGCCACGUUCGGCGAGGGAGACCCAACCGAUAACGCUGCCGGACUGCAUCAAUAUCUGACAAGCCUGGACUACGAUCACCGAAAACUCCAUAAUCUCAAUUAUUUUGUGUUUGGGCUUGGAAAUAGCACCUACCAGUACUUCAAUCGCUUUGCCGGCUUUGUGGACCAGGGGUUGGGUACGGCUGGUGCGCAACGCAUCGGCCCCGUGGGCAUGGCGGACGAGAUCGAACGGUCGGACGAUGUCUGGAACGACUGGAAGCACCAGAUACUGGAUGAACUACUUGUCCGUGGAGUUGGCAAGAAAUCAGACAUUGACGAGCCUGUGCUGCCGGAUCCCGAUUUCAAGAUAGUCGAUCGACCAUCGACUACACGAGAGCUGAUCCACUUGGGCGAAAGAAACGGGAAACAGCGUGGCCAGUGGCAGCCCAUUGUCGCGCCUGUCUGUCAUGCUCAGUUGAUCUCCCAGCCGGAGUCUGGAAUAUCAGUCCCACAUGACUAUUUGCACAUCGCUCUGGAGCUGCCAAGCGGUCCAUCCGGCUCGUACCACAGCGGCGAUCAUGUGGCAAUCUGGCCCAUGGCCCCAGAAGACGAAGUUCAACGUAUUGCACGACUAUUUGGCUGGAGUGAGAGAGAGUUACAUACAACGAUAGAUCUGGUAUCGUACAAAGACAGCUCAGGAUUGGCGUGUUCGAUUCCCUCUCCAACCACUCGGGACGCCAUACUUCGACACUACCUCGAUAUCUGUGGUGCAGUCAGUCGUGAAGUGCUGCAAGUACUUGUUCAACUUUCUCCAACACCCACGGCCAGAUCCUACCUUACAUCACUGAUGAGGGAAGACGGGACUGGUUGGCAGCUGGCUUGUUCCCGACACCUGACUGUCGGGCGCCUGAUGGAGAUUGCUGGUUCUAACCAAGAAGAUAAGUGGCCAGCGACCUUGUUUGAGCAGUUCAUCCAAUGUCUCCCAGUGUUGCAGCCACGAUAUUUCUCUAUUGCAUCUUCUCCAUAUGUGGAACCCCGCCAGCUAGCCAUCACAGUCGCCGUGCUUGUCCAUGAAACACUGGACCAGCAAAGAUUCUAUGGUCUAGCAACAAACUAUCUCUACUCCAUCUACCAGUCUCUCAAUCACAUAACCGUGAAAGAACCCAGGCGGCCUCAAUUUGCUAUGAGCGGACCUGGAGGUUGUCUCACUAGUGGAGAUAUGUAUAUACAGAUUCGUCCUUCCACGUUCAAGCUUCCACGCGAGAUGCAGCGUCCGGUCAUUCUGUUUGCAUCCGGGAGUGGAAUUGCACCCUUCAGAGGAUUUAUACAGGAGCGGGUAAGAGCAGCACUCGAUGGACAAGAAAUUGGGUCCAUUUUUCUAUUCUUUGGUUGCCGGAAUACAGCGGACUGCCUCUAUCACACUGAGUGGGAGAAGUUACAAGAAAGUUUGGCCUCCGUAGGAAAGAAGAGUCUUUUGGACGUGAACUAUGCCUUUUCCCGAAUGGGCAAAAGGGAGUAUGUUCAGGACCGGAUGGCGUCCCGCCAGCAGGAUGUACUUCGCUUGCUGCUCGAGGAUCAGGCAUCGGCAUACAUCUGUGGAAGUGUGAAACUCUCCAGUGGCGUCAAAAGCACUCUGAGAGAGCUCAUUGGCAACCACUGGGGGUGGGAAGAACAAGCAUGUGCAAAGUAUCUCGAGGAUCUGAAGGAAAGCGGAAGACUGCGCGAAGAUGUGUGGGCGUAG
Molecule: messenger RNA, 2094 nt
Organism: Penicillium lagena
Lineage: Eukaryota; Fungi; Ascomycota; Eurotiomycetes; Eurotiales; Aspergillaceae
Product: NADPH cytochrome P450 oxidoreductase family protein
Exons: 2
Coding region: 1-2094 (697 amino acids)
Cellular component (GO): cytosol
Molecular function (GO): NADPH-hemoprotein reductase activity; flavin adenine dinucleotide binding; FMN binding
Source: RefSeq, a predicted model, not a curated record